This is a messenger RNA of Racocetra fulgida, 323 nucleotides long. The record is from the annotation of a GenBank genome assembly. NCBI's taxonomy places the organism in Eukaryota, Fungi, Glomeromycota, Glomeromycetes, Diversisporales, Gigasporaceae.
AGUCUGUUUGUUGCUUACUUUUCUAUCAAUUUAAAUUCAUCAUCUUCCAACGACCUUUACAUAAAGUUUUUGCAAAAAUUACGACCAACGUUUCUCGAACUGCAAAGACGAAUCUAUAAAUUUUUAAAGAACCAUUGUGAUAAAAAUUUGAAAAUAAUUCCAAGCACAUCAACAUCAGUAUUAUAUAUGGAUACAUCAACAUCGUUCUUUGACGACGUCGCAGCGCCUACAAAAAAUACAUCAACAUCAGCAUCUACGAAGGGUAUAAAAUCCAUACUACGUGGAGAGGAAAAGGAGAUACCCAACAAAGGCCAUACAAGUAC